Molecule: messenger RNA, 2307 nt
Organism: Betta splendens (Siamese fighting fish)
Lineage: Eukaryota; Metazoa; Chordata; Actinopteri; Anabantiformes; Osphronemidae
Product: regulator of G-protein signaling 9-binding protein
Exons: 6
Coding region: 118-975 (285 amino acids)
Biological process (GO): G protein-coupled receptor signaling pathway
Cellular component (GO): neuron projection
Source: RefSeq, a predicted model, not a curated record
UAUCAAUACAGUUUUGCAAUGUAUCGAAACGUUUCAUGACGCCUCAUCUACCCAUCACUACAAAGAAUCAACCAAGAGAACACUAAUACAAGGCGAGUCGGAGUGGCCUCUAGCGACAUGGAAGCUGACUCGCAACAGAGAGAGUGUCGAACCUUACUGCCACACAGUGAUUCGACGCCCCCCUCACCUCAUGCCUUUGACCACAUCAUGAGUCGGUGGCGUCGUUCAGUAGAUGGGCUGACAGCUUUGCGUCGGAACCAGUGGGAUUGUGAGCGGGCCCAGGAGGCUCUCAGUCACGUCAUGUCCUGUUUCCACCAGCUGGCAGCUUUACUCGGCAGCUCAGCGGAUGGCGCUUUCCUCCGGAACGAGUUGGAGGGAAUAAGGGCACUUGCAUACAGGAUCUGCAGUGGUCUAUCCUGCCGUCUCCUGUGUCUCCUGUCAGACUCUGAACCUCCCACCACAGGUGCGGACGAUCAACAACUGUCAGAGCGUCUCUGGGUUCUGUUCCUGUCAGCUGCGGAGAACCUGCUAUCUGACUUGUGGAAGGCCAGCGAUCUGAUUGGGCGGUUCCCUCUGACUCAGCCCAAAGACAGACAUGCGCUGGUGAGCACAGGUUGUAUUGAUGGUCCCGUGGGCAUGGCUGCUCGGGUUGUUCUGGUCCAGGUGCCAUGGGUCACUUUGGAGGAGGCACCAAGCCCUGAUCUGACCAGUCACAUCACAGACUUGCAGACGAUGCUAAAUGAGAUGCAACUGAAGGUUCCAGUGGCAUUCUGGUCGGUGGAAGCGACCCAGCCUGCGUGGGCUGAAGCUCAUGAGGACUUGGACCAGCCUGAGGAAAGUCUAGAGGAGCUGAUGGAGGUUGAGGUCGUUUCUGAGAACAAGACCAUGUCUGCUUGCUGCAGACUGCAUUGUGUCAGAUCAGGGAUUAAGGAGGGCCCGAGGAAGAUACAGAAGGCGUUAAGGAGGAACAUUUGAGGGAAAGGUCAGUUACAAGAAGAGGAUGGAGGAGCAGCUGCAGAAAAAAUCAGUGAGGUGUGGAGAAUCUUGAAAACCAUUUCUGGAUACAAGGCAGACCACCCACAGGCUGAGGGGAACCUGAGUUGGUUGGGUGAAGAGUGUAAACCAAUAUUUUAACAGGUUCGACUGUUUAAAACACCCACUCACAUUCUCCCCCCUCAGCAGCUGCAUUCCAACCUUUCAUUCAUGGUCUAACUUUGCCAUCAGCCUCUCUUACAUCCACCUAGAGCCUCUGCUCUGGCCCCCACAACCCCUCAUACCACUGGUCUAACCUUUAUACCAUCAAAAAAGCAGCAGAACCAGAAGGCAUCAGCUCCUAAAGUCCUGCACAGAUGCACUGUGUGGAGUUAUGGAGCAUGUCUGGGCCCUUUUUCUUUUCCUCUUCUUCACCCGAGUAUUGGCCUGAUCAGAUGAUGCAGAGUACAGAGGAUUUACGUAGAAACUUUGUGGACUGGUCAAAACCACCUUCUGAUCAACACAGGGAAAAACCAAGGGGAUGGCAUAUCACAGAUGCACAUCCAGGAAAUAGACAUUGACAGAGUGGACUCUUAUAAUAUAUAUCUGGGUGUGUAUCUGAACAAUAAACUGGACUGGACUCAUAACACACAUGCACUGUACAGGAAGGGUCAGAGCAGAUUCUACCUGCUGAGUCUUUUGGAGUGAGGGGGGCACUCUUGAAGACCUUCUAUGACUCUGUGGUGGCAUCAGCCAUCUUGUACGGUGUGGUCUACUGGAGAAGCAGCAUUACAGUGAGGGACAGGAAGAGACUGGACAGGGUCAUCAAGAAAUCCAGCUCUGUCCUGAGCUGCAUUCUGGACACGUGCAGGUGGUGGGUGAGAGAAGGGACCUGGCUAAACUGACAUCCAUCAUGGACCAGGACUCUCACCCACUGGAGGACUCACUGUCUGCUCUGGAGAGCAGCUUCAGUAACAAGCUGAUCCACCCUCACUGUGUGAGAUCGCCGAGCUUUCCUACCUGCUGCUAUAAGACUGUACAGUCAGCACUGUUACAUUUUAAACCUGUAUAGUAUAAUCCUAUAUAUCUGAAUCAUAUUUAUAAUGUGCAAUCUCACCAUCCAUCUUAUUAUCUGCAUCUGUUUCCCUAUACAUGUAUUUAUUCAUACUGGGCCGUUGUCAGAUCCAUUUUUCCCGCUGUGGGACUAAUGAAGGCAUUCUUGGUAAACAGUGAGUAAUUGGUUCUGUUCAGUCCAAGUAAACAAGAAUGCAAAAAUAAUUCCCAAUUUACUCUAGUAAUAAAUUGUACCUUACAAAUAAAGCCAGUUAACAGUGG